Dinoponera quadriceps is the source of this 1912-nucleotide messenger RNA. RefSeq names its product 14-3-3 protein zeta (gene 14-3-3zeta). Gene Ontology annotation, cellular component: cytoplasm. Lineage: Eukaryota; Metazoa; Arthropoda; Insecta; Hymenoptera; Formicidae. The record is from RefSeq and is a predicted model, not a curated record. Gene Ontology annotation, biological process: signal transduction. Bases 424 to 1167 code for a protein of 247 amino acids. The transcript has 5 exons.
CACCACGGGCGGCGUUGCCGGCUCAGUCGCUGUGCGGGAGUGGUCGUUGAGGGAUGUGUGGUAUCGCAACCGAGAGUGUGACCGAGGAAUAAAGAGCCGGCGUUUUAGUUUUCACUUGCGUUCCACGCUCUCUCUCGCUCGUCCGUCUCUCUCUCUCUCUCUCGCGCGCGCGCGCGUUAUUCCCUCCGGUCAGAAGGAAGAAGAGGGAGAAUAAGGAGGAAAGAAGGAACACGGGAUAACCCAGUCAGUCGCCGUGUUAGUAGCUGUCGCAGCGACACACUCGCCAGGUUAUCUUUCUAGACUCGCCCGCGGCCCCUCCCCGCGCUCUUGCCGUUCGUCGCGCCGGUUCACGGCUCCGCGUACGGAUCGUGUGUAUUUACGUCACUAUUUAUUGUACAAAGGACCUUAAGCUAAGCCAACACAAUGUCCGUGGAUAAGGAGGAAUUGGUGCAGCGCGCAAAGCUUGCCGAACAGGCAGAGAGGUACGACGAUAUGGCGUCCGCGAUGAAGGCGGUCACCGAGACGGGGGUGGAACUGUCGAACGAGGAGAGGAAUCUGCUCUCGGUCGCAUACAAGAACGUCGUAGGGGCGAGACGUAGCUCGUGGCGGGUAAUCUCCUCCAUCGAGCAGAAGACCGAGGGCUCCGAGCGCAAACAGCAGAUGGCCAAGGAAUACCGGGAAAAGGUCGAGAAGGAAUUGCGCGAGAUAUGCUACGACGUGUUGGGUCUCUUGGAUAAGUACCUGAUCCCCAAGGCUAGCAGUGCCGAGAGUAAAGUGUUCUACCUCAAGAUGAAGGGUGAUUACUACAGGUAUCUCGCAGAAGUCGCCACCGGUGAAACCAGAAAUACCGUGGUAGAGGACAGCCAGAAGGCGUACCAGGACGCGUUCGAAAUCAGCAAGUCAAAGAUGCAGCCUACCCACCCGAUCAGGCUAGGUCUCGCCCUGAAUUUCUCUGUCUUCUAUUACGAGAUUCUCAACUCACCAGACAAGGCCUGUCAGCUGGCCAAACAGGCGUUCGACGACGCGAUCGCGGAGCUAGACACACUUAACGAGGACAGCUACAAAGAUUCCACGCUGAUCAUGCAGCUGUUGCGCGACAACCUCACUCUGUGGACCAGUGACACACAGGGCGACGGGGACGAGCAACAGGAGACCGGCGACAACUAACCUUCCUAAGCUUAAGUCCUUUCUAAACCUAAUAAGAACAUCCUAUUCUCUAUCGUCCCCCCGUCCCCCUGAAGUGCUCACCCAUGUCCAUCCACCCGAUCCAUCCAUCCAUCCGCCUGUCCUCUCGUCCCUCACAUACCUCGUUUCCUUCUGCCUUCUUUCCUUCCUGUCGCAAUCACCUCUUCUCUUGGAAUCUUUUCACUUCAAAAACCGAUCCUNCUCUCUCUCUCUCUCUCUCUCUCUCUCUCUCUCUCUCUCUCUCUCUCUAUCCUGACACGACCGCACACUGCUGCCGAUGCCACCGCUACAAGCUGCUACCCGUUCGAAAAAUUCGAACGUUGAGAAACCCGAACAACCCACUCACGCUCGACCGUGCCCGUGCUGUCCAUGAUGACCGAUCAACGUUGCUGUCCGGGAAAGGAAGGACACUUCUCCAAAAUCGAACCUGGACUCGCGUAGAGAGAACAUUCGCGAGAGGGAGGGGGGAGAAAGAAAGAAAGAGAGAGAGAGAAGGAGAAAAGCUUUCCUAUAUUUCAUCGUUGUGGGAAUUGGAUCAUACUGCUCUCUCUCUCUCUCUCUCCUUCUCCGUUUACUCGAGAUAGACGAACGGGGGCUAAAGCGCGUUCAACAUGCGUCUCGUGCACGACGAGGGAAUAACGCAACAGUGGAUUCAUCAUAACGGCGUUGACGAGCUUGGGGCACGGUCGAGUGCCACGUGUGGAUCGUUCGGUCUCUCUCGGGCACU